AUGUGACUAGUCAAAAUUGAUCUGUUAUUAUGAGUAUUGUUAGAUCCUUUUAAGAAACAGUACAGUUUGUAAGUACAGUAUUUCAUCAUCGUGAAAUCAUAGAAUUGCGUUGGUUUACAGAAGUAAGGACAAUUUCACUUUCUAUAUUAAAGGGCCGUGAGUUUGUAUAAAAACCCUGCAGGUCGGCACAGGCAGGCAGAACAACACUGACAGGACAAGCUUAACCAAGAACAGUAAAACAACUUCUUCUCUACUGACUUCAACAGACCUUCCUCAAUUCAGAAAAAGAUGGAAUCCGAGAUGAAAUGCAACUUGAGCGAGAUGUGGAGCUCCAAGAUGCCCAAGGGACUGGACCUGGAGAUCUCCCAUCAUCCAAUGACAAUGAGGCGUGUGGCCAACCUCAUCAUCGCCAUGGAGAGGCUGAAGGCCGGCACAUCAGAGUCAGUGCUGAGCACCGAGUUCAGAGAUGAAAACCUGCUCAACAUCAUGAUGGAGAACAUAGUGGAAGAGCAUAUUGUGAUCGAGCUCGGCUCAGCUCCACCAGUUCAGUUCAGCAGGACAGGGGAAUAUCAGUGCAGUGUGACCGACAGCCAGAAGAGGAGCUUAGUUCUGGUCGAAAACAGCAUGGAGCUCCAUGCAGUGAUGCUGCAAGGAGGCAGUGACAACCGCAAAGUGCAUCUGAACAUGUCGACCUAUGUGCACCCUUCACCCAGCACCGAGGCCAGACCUGUGGCUCUUGGCAUUAAAGACACGAAUCUCUACCUGUCAUGCCACAAGAAAGGUGAUGUGCCAACCCUGCACCUGGAGGCAGUGGAGGACAAAAGCAGCCUGCUGAGGAUCAGCCCCGAAAGCGAGAUGGUGCGAUUUCUGUUCUACAAACGGGACUCUGGGCUGAACAUCAGCACCCUCAUGUCUGCCUCCUUCCCUGACUGGUACAUCAGCACAGCAGAGCAUGACAACAAGCCGGUAGAGAUGUGCACGGAGAGCGCCAAACGCUACAGAACCUUCAACAUCCAGCGUCAGAGUUAAAACUUGUCCAAGACACCCAAAGUGGAGUGUGGAACUGUAUUUUGGGUCAUCUUUGUCGCCUUUUAACUAGAACAUCUGGGUAUUGAACAGUGUAAAAUAUACUGUACUUCAGCUAUUUUGAUUCAAAUAAUCAACAACAAAGAUAUAAUUACUUUAAACAAACGCACUACCAUUGUCUGCCAGAAAGAUGCAAGUUUUGCAAUGUCUAUUUACUGUAUGUACUAAGUACAGAAAGUGAAAUGUAUUGACAUAGUCAAGUUCCACCAAAUGGUGGCAUUGUUGUGCUGACUGGAAAGCACCCUGUGUAUUUACAUGACAUACUGUUGACGCUUUAUCUAUGUAUUUAUCCAUUUGUUUAUCUAUGUUUGCACCAUUUUAACAUAUGUAUUUAUUUGGAAAUCUGCUUUCUUGCAAUUAUUUAAAUGAUGUUUAACGAAUCUUUAAUAAAGUCUUAUGAAUAAUUUGGA
This is a messenger RNA of Seriola aureovittata, 1496 nucleotides long. RefSeq names its product interleukin-1 beta-like. Gene Ontology annotation, molecular function: cytokine activity. NCBI's taxonomy places the organism in Eukaryota, Metazoa, Chordata, Actinopteri, Carangiformes, Carangidae. The record is from RefSeq and is a predicted model, not a curated record. Gene Ontology annotation, biological process: neutrophil activation; cytokine-mediated signaling pathway; macrophage chemotaxis. The transcript has 5 exons. Bases 289 to 1029 code for a protein of 246 amino acids.